Messenger RNA from Nerophis lumbriciformis (worm pipefish), 1044 nucleotides. Lineage: Eukaryota; Metazoa; Chordata; Actinopteri; Syngnathiformes; Syngnathidae. The record is from RefSeq and is a predicted model, not a curated record.
AUGGACGUAUCCUCUUUGCUUACAGCUCCUUUGCUGUUGGUACAGCUCUGCGUCGUCACCAUCGUCUCCUUUUUGAACAAACUAUGGGACAGAUCCUCCCGGACUGCUGCAGCCUGCACAGAACUGGGUUUCGACGUCAGUGCCAACAAAGCCAGUCGGAAUGCCGUGACUCCAACCAGUGUCAACUACCAUUUUACACGCCAGUGUAACUACAAGUGUGGCUUUUGCUUCCAUACAGCAAAAACAUCAUUUGUGUUGCCACUGGAGGAAGCGAAGAGGGGUCUCAAACUCCUCAGGGAUUCUGGUAUGGAGAAGAUCAAUUUCUCUGGAGGAGAACCAUUUCUACAUGAAAAAGGGGAGUUUCUCGGAAAGUUGGUCCAAUACUGCAAAGAAGAUUUGCAACUUCCAGGUGUCAGCAUCGUCAGCAAUGGGAGCAUGAUCAAGGAGAAAUGGUUCCAGAAAUAUGGUGACCAUCUCGACAUCUUGGCCAUAUCUUGUGACAGUUUUGAGGAAACCACCAACCAGCUGAUCGGCCGAACUCAAGGCAGGAAGAGCCACCUGGACAAUCUCUAUAAGAUCCAGAGCUGGUGUCAACAAUAUAAAGUGGCCUUUAAAAUCAAUUCUGUCAUCAACACUUUCAACGUGGACGAGGACAUGACAGAACACAUCAUUCAGCUCAACCCAGUCCGAUGGAAGGUGUUUCAGUGCUUGUUGAUUGACGGUGAGAAUGUAGGCGAAAAAGCCCUGAGAGAAGCUGAGCGCUUUACCAUUAGCGACCAGCAGUUUCAGGAGUUUCUGGACAGACACAGCAGCGUCUCAUGUCUGGUUCCAGAGUCCAAUGAAAAGAUGAGGAAUUCUUACUUGAUCUUGGAUGAAUAUAUGCGUUUCCUGGACUGUCGAGAGGGUCGAAAGGACCCAUCCAAGUCCAUCCUUGAUGUUGGCGUGAGCGCUGCCAUCAGUUUUAGCGGAUUUGAUGAGAAAAUGUUUCUUAAAAGGGGAGGGAAGUAUGUGUGGAGCAAAGCUGAUAUGAAGCUUGAUUGGUGA